AUGAGUGCCUCCGGACAGGGUGCACCGAUCGUGAACGAGCUCCUCGCCUUUCUGCAACAGAAGCUGCUGCUGGAAGGAGUGAUGGACACGGUGUCUGCUGUCCAGAUCUGUUCGUCGAGUUUUUCCGUCGAAGAUAUCUGUGCAGCAAAGAAGGUGCUGCACGAGUCCCUCGGGAUCGCCGGCACGUAUGUACCUCACCGGAGAGGAGAUGAAACCGGGAAGAAGACCCUCGAGAACAUCAUUAACGUUCUAAGGGAGAAUGAAGACCUGAUUCCGGAGUUUGCGACGACGGGUGCUUCCAGCCUGCCGUCCUAUAUUCCGGAUCAUGUCGACGUUAGCUGCUUGUUGAAGGAAAUCGUGGCCCUAAAAACAAGUCUAGCAGAUGUCAUUUCGAAGUUUGAUGCGGCCCAGGUCACUAUAACCGAGUUACGCAACGAAGUCAUCAGUUUGCGAAACAGUGCCCUUACUCGGUCGGCGGCGUCGAAUUUCAAGAGCGAUGACCGGCAAGCCACGAGCGCCGAGUCGGUCAGUUUGCAUGUUGCUGACACUGUAAAAUGUGUCGCAUCAGCUGUGUUGCCGCCCGCGAGCCUCCCGCGCGCGCGCCCUCCCCCCGCCUCCUCCAAAUCACGUCAUCGUGUUUACGCGGAUGUCGUCGCCGGUCCGAAAGUCGCAUCGAACCGGGUUAGUGUACCUGUAAAGGGUACUGAAGAUCGAGCGGCUCCCAAGGAGAAGCUCCCUGUUGCCAGUGUGGAUGAGGAGGAUUUCACACUGGUAUCGAGAAAGAAGAAGGCGCGCACGGCGCCUCGUAAGACUCAGUGUGGUACCGCCGAACCGGCUAAUUCUGGCUUGCGGAUUGCUACACCGAGUAAGGCGCUGUACGUAUCGCGCCUGCAUUAUACCGCCACGGCUGCUGAAGUGGUGGAAUAUGUACACCAGAAGACCGGCUACACGCUGAGGACCUUGAGACAAGGAGAGUCUUCGAUUGAUGACUUUGGUCAAAAAUUGUCGAAAAUGUUUGUAGAUCUCACGAUCGCGCAAUCAGACGUAGAGGGUACGUUCGAGGGCGUGGCUCUUAUAGGGGGCAACCACACUACUCUUCAGGCGCAAGGACGCUACACAACCCAGGACAUUCGGCAACAGGAGCAUCAUACAACUACAGGAGCCGAGGAGCUGGCAGAGGAGGCUACCAGUUCCAGAGCAAUCACCGCACAUAGGUUGGAAAUCACGAUUUAG
Molecule: messenger RNA, 1233 nt
Organism: Cydia fagiglandana
Lineage: Eukaryota; Metazoa; Arthropoda; Insecta; Lepidoptera; Tortricidae
Exons: 3
Coding region: 1-1233 (410 amino acids)
Source: RefSeq, a predicted model, not a curated record